UUCGAACAUCCUGGAAGUUUUGAAAAACUGGAAAAGGUUCAAAGAAUGUAAUAUUGGCACUUUUCAAAAAAUAUUACAUACUAAAAUACAGAAUGUGUAAGAGUAUUACAAAUUUUUGACCUGGAGAAGGAAAUACUUUGUCUGAAGGCUUGGAAAAAAAAUUUGUACACAUUGUGGAGGUUAUGUUGUGACAUUUUUUCUCGUUUUUCGUGCGUUUAAGGGCGCACAAACUAUAAUAAUUACGUUUGGAGGAUCUCAGGAGAAGAGUUCACAUAAUUUAAAUCAAAUAUGGCAUCAAAAGAUUCCAUAGAAAUGGAUCAGGAACUCGCGAAACGGCUUUUCACUGAAGGAGCUACUGUAGUUCUUUUAGACGUGCCUAAAGGCACGGACUUUGGAAUUGAUAUAAAAUCCUGGAAUACUGGAGAGAAUUUCAAGGGAAUUAAAAUGAUACCUCCUGGAUUUCAUUACGUCCAUUACAGUGCUGUGGACGAAUUUGGAGAUAUCGCUCCUCGAGUAGGUUUCAUUCAUUGGUUUAGUAAAUCAGAAUUCUUAGUCAAACGCUGGGAUCCCAAGGAAGAAGAGCUCAGUUCAGAACCUGUUCCAGAAGAAAUCGUACAAAGAUUGAAAGAUAAUCUUAUGAAUUUGGACAGAUAUUUAGGACCUUAUCCUUAUGACACCUGGAAACAGUGGCAAGAAUUAACAAAUAGAAUUGAUUCCACCAUCAUCGAGAGAUGCGCGCCAGUCUGUGGAUACAUACGAUCGGCUUUGGAAUUAGAAAACUGUGACGAUAAAUCGAGACCUAGAGGAGCGGAAACUAGUCGAAAAAGGAAAAGAGGAGCAUGUCUGUCCGACGAGCAAAAAGAGCAAGAACUUUUGCCGGAUUUGAAACCGAAAGCCGGCACAGAACUUCGAUUAACUGAGUUGCCAAAUUUGCAUUAUCCGGAAGGUUCAACGCCUGCCGAAAUUACUAAACAUUCUCUCGACUCUUCUUAUACUUUGGAUCUUCUAUUGAGCAAAUUAAAGCAGCCAAUUGAAAUAAUUGGAGAGCUGCAACUGGCCUACGUUUGUUUUCUGGCUGGGCAAAGUUUAGAUGCCUUUGAACACUGGAAAUUAUUAGUAUCUCUGAUUUGUCGUGCGGAUUCGGCAAUUUCAGUUCGUCGUCUCAUUUACAUUGAAUUCUUAAGAACACUGGAAGCUCAACUGGCUCUUAUUCCAGAGGAGGUUUUGUACGAUAUCGUUGCAAGUAAUAAUUUUGUUUAUCACAAUCUCCGAAGGCUUUUUGCUAACAUAGAGUCGAAUAGCGAGGUGGACGCACGACUCAAAUCUGAAGCGGUUCGAAUGCGAGACAGAAUUUCGACGAAAUUUGUCUGGGAUUUUUCCAAUUUGCAAGAAGAAGAGGAUGAUGAGGCUCCGGUUGUCGUAAGCCUUGAUGCCGAAUAAUUCACAGAAUCAAUAAAUACGCAUGUAAUUUAUAUUUGUAAAUAUAUUUGAAAAAA
Belonocnema kinseyi is the source of this 1496-nucleotide messenger RNA. Its product is annotated as protein AAR2 homolog. Gene Ontology annotation, biological process: spliceosomal tri-snRNP complex assembly. NCBI's taxonomy places the organism in Eukaryota, Metazoa, Arthropoda, Insecta, Hymenoptera, Cynipidae. Bases 289 to 1440 code for a protein of 383 amino acids. The transcript is spliced from 6 exons. The record is from RefSeq and is a predicted model, not a curated record.